AUGACAAGCGCAAUGUUUGGCCCAAAUGCUAUGUCCAUGGCCAUGGGGGUAUCGUCAACAAGUCCCGGACAAUCAUCUCCCGAAUCGUUCGAGAUCGAGGAGGACUCGAAUGCAGCGCAGACCUCGCCGACCUCAAGCUCCCAGCCGUCGCGUGCGCCUGCUCCUUUGCAGAAAAGAAGAAGGGUUACGCGCGCCUGUGAUGAAUGUCGUCGCAAGAAGAUCAAGUGCGACGGAAAGCAGCCAUGUACCCAUUGUACGGUGUAUAGCUAUGGUAUGCAGAAUUCAGAUGCGCAUUGCGACAUUCUCUUCUCUCUCCAACUCAAGCUUGGACGUCGUCAACUAAUACCAGUCAGACUGAACCCCGCACCCCAAUAUAUCGAAGCUCUCGAGAACCGUUUGCAACGAGCAGAAACCCUACUUAGGACUGUCCUCCCCAACGUGGACUUGAACGACCCGAAUAUUGAUGCCUUAAUUCAACAACGUCGUCAAGCAGGCGUUGGCAAGGAUGUCUUACAGAACAAUGCUGCCGGCAAAUCUGGCGAUGCUUCUGACUCGUCGGAACAAGAUGCACAAUUGCGAUCCAUGAUUGAGUCUACAGGUCAACUUGACCUGGAUGAUAAGGGAAAUUGGGAUUUCCAUGGUACUUCUUCUGGCACAGUCUUUGUCAGGCGCAUGCGAGAGCAGUUUGGGGGACUUCUCGGAAAUGAUCACAACGCCCCCCUAUUCCCAAGAAUACCGCGACCCAAUGUGACACCUAUGUUCGACUCGCCCAGAUCUUCCACGGAAAGUCCAAUGGAUAGUGGCCUUCCCAAUACCAUGGAUCUUCCAUCCCGUGAAAAUGCGAAAGCUUUAUGCGAGGAUUCUCUGAAUAGCGCAAGCUCUCUAUUGCGCUUUGUACAUCAGCCUACCUUCUAUGAGAUGUUUGACAGAAUAUAUGACAUACCUCCCGAAAGCUUCGGAGACAGCGAAAACCGAUUUCUUCCUCUUUUAUAUAUGGUACUUGCCUUAGGAUGUAUGUUCCAUCUGGAGCCAGGAGAGAAUCCGAAUAACCCAACGCAGAAUACCUACAAAGCUGGGAUCGAGCAAGGUCUCAAAUAUUUUCGAGCUGCUCGAAACAUGAUGGAUAUAACGGACUGUCGUGACAUUACAUCAUUGCAAGCAAUUUUGUUCAUGAUUCUAUUUCUACAAUCGUCCGCUAACCUGAGCACCUGUUAUUCUUACAUUGGAGUCGCUUUGAGGUCCGCGUUACGCCAGGGCCUUCAUCGUAGCCUCCUUAAGAAUUUCAACCCUGUGGAACUUGAGACUCGAAGAAGAGUCUUCUGGGUGAUCAGAAAAAUGGACACAUACGUUUCAGUCUUGCUUGGAUUUCCUCAAAUGCUCAGCAAUGAUGACAUUGACCAAGAACUUCCUCUUGAGGUCGACGAUGAGUACAUAACCAAGGAUGGUAUUUUGGAGAUGCCAAAUGGGCCCUCACUUCUUUUCCAAGCCUCGAAUGCGCACACUCGAUUAAUGUUCACGCUGGCCAAAGUUAUCAAGUAUAUAUACCCCACAAAAGGCUUGGAGGAGUCCCUGCAAGGUAACUCUAAGUCUUCGUACGGCAUCAAUCAUGCCAAGAUUCGGGAGAUCGAGCGGGAUCUUGCAGCAUGGCUUGAUAAGCUGCCCAUGGCCCUGCGACCAGGAGGAGAUGGGCCUCCAAAUAUUCUUCGCGUCCAACAGCUUCUCAGAUUAUCUUAUGCCCAUGUUCAGAUGAUGUUGUACAGACCAUUCUUGCACUACGUGUCUGAGAAACAAUGUGCUAGUAAGAAAGUUGACGAGAGAGCUUACGCUUGUGCUGCGGCUUGUGUCAGCGUGUCGCGAAACAUCGUCCACAUCACCACUGAAAUGAAAAGGCGAGGACUACUUGUCGGUGCUUAUUGGUUCACGAUGUAUACUACGUUCUUCGCGAUCUUAUCUCUGGUUUAUUUUGUGCUUGAGAAUCCAGAUAAGCCAGGUUCAAAAGAGAUCCUAGCUGAUGCCAAUGACGGGAAAGAUGCGCUCAAUGGAUUGGCUAGGAGAAGUCAGGCCGCAGAUAGGUGCUCCUCGGCAUUGAAGGGACUAUUCGAGCGAUUGCCUGGGCGCCUGAAAGACAGUCGGCCUGGAUCUGCUGUCCCUAAAAAGAAGCGUUCGGCCCCAUCACCCGCUAUGGCACCUCAGGCUGGCAACGGCUCCCCAGAUGUAUCUCAAAUCGGGCCAGGAGGAUUGCCUAGGGCGACAACAUUUCCAGUUCCUUCGCCCUUGCAGACAAGUAACCUUCAGAGGUCAUCACUUGAUGAGAAUCGAUUCCCGAUCAACACACUUUCGAAUCCCAACCUCCGGCAAAGUUACAUGUCACCAACGGACUUGUCUGCAGUCGGGACUCCUGAUUCUAGCAGUACCAAUAACAGCAUACCGCAACGAUUUCCCAUUCAACAGUCACAAUUCGGCAUAAACACAGCUGUUCCAGACCUUAGCGCAAUGAUGUUCCCCUCUGCUGAUCCAUUUGCUUACCCCAACCAAGCCAUGGCUGCGUUCGACAAUAUGAAGCAAGAGAAUAUUGGUCUGAUGAACAACUCUCAGAUCCCACCCAUGUAUCUUUCCAACGGCAAUCCCACUCCCACAAGUGGGCGAUACGAAGAUCUGGAGGGUCAACUCUUCGGUCCUCUCCCACCAUAUCUUUCUCAAGGACAGCAAAAUUACGACCUUAAUUCGCACCUUGGUGCAGCAUCAGGCAUGAUGGGUGGUCUGAGUCAAGAUAUGAACUACCACACAGGUAUAACUCCCAGCCAUGAAAUGGCUGGCAAUUUUGAUGGCUUCUUUUCGGGAGAUGGGGAUAAUUGGAGUAACAGUCUGGCAGAUCAAAGGUUUGGGUAA
This is a messenger RNA of Mollisia scopiformis, 2889 nucleotides long. RefSeq lists its product as uncharacterized. The transcript is spliced from 6 exons. The record is from RefSeq and is a predicted model, not a curated record. Gene Ontology annotation, biological process: positive regulation of transcription by RNA polymerase II; DNA-templated transcription. Gene Ontology annotation, cellular component: nucleus. Bases 1 to 2889 code for a protein of 962 amino acids. Gene Ontology annotation, molecular function: DNA-binding transcription factor activity, RNA polymerase II-specific; zinc ion binding; sequence-specific DNA binding. Lineage: Eukaryota; Fungi; Ascomycota; Leotiomycetes; Helotiales; Mollisiaceae.